AUGGAAGAUUCGAUAGAAGGCGCCAUCGGCGCGGAGCCCCAAGACCAUCGCAUAGGCCAGGCUGGCUACGGGACCCCGGGGCGACAUAGAAGCACCUUUUCGCGCAAGCCGGAUGAAGACGUGGAAGACUGGUUGAAGCACUGCCACAGACAGCAGCAGCAGCAGCAGCAGCAGCAGCAGCAGCAGCAGCAGCAGCAGCAGCAGCAGCAGCAGCAGCAGCAGCAGCAGCAGCAGCAGCAGCAGCAGCAGCAGCAGCAGCAGCAGCAGCAGCAGCAGCAGCAGCAGCAGCAGCAGCAGCAGCAGCAGCAGCAGCAGCAGCAGCAGCAGCAGCAGCAGCAGCAGCAGCAGCAGCAGCAGCAGCAGCAGCAGCAGCAGCAGCAGCAGCAGCAGCAGCAGCAGCAGCAGCAGCAGCAGCAGCAGCAG
Molecule: messenger RNA, 423 nt
Organism: Dermacentor silvarum
Lineage: Eukaryota; Metazoa; Arthropoda; Arachnida; Ixodida; Ixodidae
Product: ataxin-8-like
Exons: 2
Source: RefSeq, a predicted model, not a curated record